AUGGAAGAGGCUAUUAGUAAUUGUUUGCUUUAUUGGAACUUGGAUAAGGUUUUUUCUGUUACUGUUGAUAAUGCUUCUUCCAACGAUAUUACAGUUAGAGAAUUGUCUAAACAGUUAAAUAUGCGGGGAACUAAUAUAAUGGAUGGUAAGCAGCUUCACGUGAGAUGUAUGGCACACAUAAUUAAUCUAAUUGUGCAUGAAGGUUUGAAGGAAAUUGAUGCUUUUGUCAAACGUGUUAGGCAAAUGGUGAGGUAUGUUAGAUCAUCUUCGGCAAGAGGAAGUCACUUUAAGAAAUGUUAUGAAGUUCAAAGGUUGGAUUGUUCUAAAACAUUAGAGCUAGAUGUGCCUACUAGGUGGAAUUCCACCUACUUGAUGUUGGAUACGGCACAAAACUUUGAGAAGGCCUUUGAUAGGUUUGAUCUUUUUGAUGAGAAUUUUAAUAAUUAUCUUUCUACUCAUGUUCUUGAAGAUGGAAGUGUUGUAGGUCCUCUUCAAUCUGAUGAUUGGGUGAAUGUAAGGAAUGCGAUAAAGUUUCUUAAAAGAUUUCACGAGGUCACCGUAAAGGUUUCAGGUUCACAUUAUGUUACUUCUAAUGUUCAUUUUGAGGAUAUAUGUGAUCUUGAUGUACAUUUGAAAGUGUGUUUAUCAAGUGAAGAUCUUAAUUUGAGUAAAAUGGCUGAGCGGAUGAGAGAAAAGUUUAAAAAGUAUUCGGGUGAUCCUGAAAAGAUGAACAAAAUGAUUUUUGUUGCUUCCGUGUUGGAUCCUCGUAAUAAGUUUGUGUAUGUUAGCUUUGGGCUUGAAGAGCUAUUUGGGGAAGAAGUAGGAAAGAAAUUCUGA
This is a messenger RNA of Lycium barbarum (goji berry), 837 nucleotides long. Its product is annotated as zinc finger BED domain-containing protein RICESLEEPER 2-like. The coding region runs from base 1 to 837 and encodes 278 amino acids. The record is from RefSeq and is a predicted model, not a curated record. The transcript is spliced from 2 exons. Gene Ontology annotation, molecular function: DNA binding. NCBI's taxonomy places the organism in Eukaryota, Viridiplantae, Streptophyta, Magnoliopsida, Solanales, Solanaceae.